This is a messenger RNA of Endocarpon pusillum Z07020, 2364 nucleotides long. RefSeq lists its product as uncharacterized. Gene Ontology annotation, biological process: protein phosphorylation. NCBI's taxonomy places the organism in Eukaryota, Fungi, Ascomycota, Eurotiomycetes, Verrucariales, Verrucariaceae. The record is from RefSeq and is a predicted model, not a curated record. Gene Ontology annotation, molecular function: ATP binding; protein kinase activity; protein binding. Bases 1 to 2364 code for a protein of 787 amino acids. The transcript is spliced from 5 exons.
AUGACAAGUGGUGACUUAAUGGAGUGGAAAGCCGAGAUGGAGGUGUCGACGAGUUUACUUGCUGUUAAGGGAAAAUGGGUCAGCGUCUAUUGCCUCAUGCUUCAAACUCAGCACGUCGUCCGCGACGCCGUUGUUUCAAACAAGCACCUUCGAAUCUACACGAUCAUCUUUGAUGAGGAUCAUUCAGAUGGCAUUGCGCCGCUGGUAUACGCCGAGGACUUGUCCAGGAAUGGUACCUAUUGGAACGGUUCACUCAUCGGCAAAGGGAAUGGUGGUGUACUGCUAAGUGAUGGUGACACGUUGAGAGUCUCUCCUCGCAUCUACUACCAAUUUCGGCAAAGCACAAGACAAGAUGCAGAGCGACAGUUUGAUCUCACACAGGAAUGCGAAAUGAAGGUUGGAGAAGACGGCCGGGAUUUUACUUUUGAUGCUAACGUGACACAGCAUUUUGAAAAAGAGUACAAUGUGUCCGAUCGGAAAUUGGGCUCUGGAGCUUGUGGUGCAGUCUUCAUGGCUAUCGAGCAAUCAAGGCGUACUCAACUUGCAUGCAAGAUUGUGGAUCUACGCAGAUUGGGCGUUGCGCCUCGAACACAGACUAGCAGAUGUGAGACCGCAGCCGCUACAGAAGAGGUUGACAGUCGAGCGCAAAUGGCUAAAAUCAAGCUUUGGGCUGAAAGAAAGCAAAAUGAAUACCGCCUCGAACAGCAGCUAAAUGCGUACUAUCGCGAGGCCAGUAUCCUAGCGACUUUGAGUCACCCAAACAUCAUCGGCAUCGAAAAGGUUUACAUCACAGAUAACUCCAUCUACAUCUUUCAGGACCUUAUCACUGGUGGCGAUUUGUUCUCAUUCCUGGAGCGCAAGAACGGAAAGCUUUCAGAAGUCGAAGCGGCUGUGAUCGUCCGACAAAUCGUGAUCGCUCUCGAAUAUCUCCAUGACCAGAACAUCGUCCAUAGAGACCUCAAACCCGAGAACAUCCUAAUGACAUCUUUGGCAAACGGGUGUCGGGUGGUGCUGACCGAUUUUGGGCACUCGAAGAAGGUCGAAAAUGAUCGCACACGCAUGACUACGAUGGCUGGAACUGAACAGUACAUCGCUCCUGAAAUUUCUGGACUUGGCAGGCACUUCAACGGCAAGAACGGUUACACCAAAGCUAUCGAUAUGUGGUCCUUGGGUUGUGUCACUGUUGUGCUGCUAACAGGAGGUUCGCCAUUCAUAAAUCCAAAAACCAACCAAUACUGUCAACAGCUGGCACAGGAGUGUAGCCUACAACAACUGGAAUGUGUUGCUGAAUGGCAGUUUGUUGGCAAAAGACCCAAGGAUUUUGUCAGACGGCUCCUUGUUCUCGAUGAAGAACAGAGAAUGACCCCGAGUGAUGCAAAGAAGCAUUGCUGGUUCUCAAACGACUCCCACAGGCUGGACUUUGAAGCGGUAUACCAGCGGGCAAUCCAGCACUGGAGACCACGGACACUAAAACCACCAGUCAUCGAUGUGAUAGACGCGCACCACUCAACGGAGCAAUCUAUGUUGCAGAAAAGUGACCUUGGGCAGCGCAUCAGCCGCAGGAAGAACCCCGUCCCUAUUGAUCCUCCCUACAAACCAUAUCCCCGCCGGAUGAGCUUCUUAUUGCUUUCAAAGCGAAGGCCAUUUCUGUCAGGUGUGAUGUCAGAAGAAGUAAGAACCGCAAUACAGGAGAAAUGGUCACCUGAAAAGAUGCGAGGGCGGGCACCAGAUCCGGAAGAGGACAAAGUACCAGCCUUAGUUCCAGAUGGGUUGUCUCAAUGUAGCGAAACAAGAAACGACCAGGCUUUGAUGGGCAAAUCUGAGGGUAGUGAAGGCUUUGCACCUACCACGAACCCAGCCAUGGCCGAAGACAGGGCUCCUCAUUUUAGGGACGAUGCUACUGUACUGGAUGAAGUAACGUUCAACCGGGAAAGUGAGGAUGUGGCAGCCAAAAUGUCACCAGGUUUAGCAAUGCACAAUGCAGGCGAAAAGCCCAAGCCCUCACUAAACGUGAAAGGGGGCCGGCAAACCCCCUUCACGUCAACACUGUCAUUACAGGAAGAUCCAAACUUCCUGCCCGCUAACCAUACGAAACCUUUUACCUAUCGAGCCGCAGAAGCUUCUGAAGGGAAAAGUGGUCUGACAAAACUUCAACGGCCUUUGCGAAGUCUGAACAUGAGGUUUAAACAAACAUCAAAGUCGAAAAGGCGGCGGGGAUCCAUCUAUGACAUUGACUCGGAUGACGAGUCGGAGCAGGCACACUGUGAUCUCAGUACGUUUCGAGUCAACCCUGAGGGCCGAUCUGUCCGAACUGGCACAGUCUGGAAGAAGGCCCGAACCAGCAUGCACGAGCGAGAGCAUUGA